Messenger RNA from Brugia malayi, 609 nucleotides. RefSeq lists its product as uncharacterized. The coding region runs from base 1 to 609 and encodes 202 amino acids. NCBI's taxonomy places the organism in Eukaryota, Metazoa, Nematoda, Chromadorea, Rhabditida, Onchocercidae. The record is from RefSeq and is a predicted model, not a curated record. The transcript is spliced from 4 exons.
AUGGAAGCGCUGCAACGAAUGAUGACAAGGCGUUUGGAUGAGCAUUCCUACAAACGAACAGCAAAACGUUUGGUGGUGGUUGAUGAAUAUGCAAGUGAUGUUGAUUUUAAUGAUAAAACAGAAAUUGCUAGUAUGAAUCCGGCCUAUGAUAUAAUCUACGGUGAAACGGUUCGGACAAGGAGCAUUCCAAAUGGCUCUACCACAAGUGCAUCUUUUUCAGCAACAACAUGUCCAGCCACUACUUCACCGAGUUCGAUAUAUUAUGUUGAACCCACUUCUACUGUUACUGCUCCAGCUGUUAAUGACGAUUAUAACCGUACUGAUAAAUUAUUACGAAAGGUUUCAUUGGCUAUACGAAGAAAGGUAACAAGUCCGAAACUAUUUAUCAAUGAACAAUGCGAUCCUUGCAGGAUGAGUAAUCGUGAUAAAGAAAGUAAUCAUAACGAUUUGAAAACUAGUGAGAGGAUCGUUCAAAAUGAUCUGGAAAAACAAAUUAGAUUGAAAUCAGCCAAAAAAAUGAUUGAUUUGGUUGAUUUGUGUUCAAUCGGUCGCAAACAUCGUAGUGAGCAUCGAAAACUUCUCAAUGAAGAGUAUGGCGAUGAUUAUUGA